UUACCAAAAGAACUCAACACUUUACGAUGGAGAACCAAUGGACUUCUGGUCUUUGUAGCUGCAUGGAAGACGGCAAAACUGUUUGCCUUACAUGUUUCUGUCCGUGCGUCGCUUUUGGGCGGAUCGCUAAUAUUGCUGACGAAGGAAAUCACGGUUGUGGGGAAUGUGGGAUAUUUUACGGGCUGAUAUGUUGUGUGGUCGGGCUGCCAUGCUUGUUCUCAUGCACUUACCGGACCAAGAUCCGACGCAAAUUCGGGUUACCGGAGUCUCCAGCUUCGGAUUGUAUCACUCACUGCUUUUGUGAAAGUUGUGCCCUCUGUCAAGAAUACCGUGAACUCAAGAACCGUGGUCUUGACCCUUCUAUUGGAUGGAAUGAGCAUAUGCAACGGGCAACAUCUCCUCCUAUGGGUCAAUACAUGAAGAGUUGAUUCUAAAGUUUCAAGUUUCGCGAUAUGUUUUUUUUUAGUGAAUGGAUGAUUUAAAUUCAAUAAGUGGUUC
Brassica oleracea var. oleracea is the source of this 498-nucleotide messenger RNA. Its product is annotated as protein PLANT CADMIUM RESISTANCE 7. The coding region runs from base 27 to 428 and encodes 133 amino acids. The transcript has 4 exons. The record is from RefSeq and is a predicted model, not a curated record. NCBI's taxonomy places the organism in Eukaryota, Viridiplantae, Streptophyta, Magnoliopsida, Brassicales, Brassicaceae.